Alternaria burnsii is the source of this 957-nucleotide messenger RNA. RefSeq lists its product as uncharacterized. The transcript is spliced from 3 exons. Bases 1 to 957 code for a protein of 318 amino acids. The record is from RefSeq and is a predicted model, not a curated record. NCBI's taxonomy places the organism in Eukaryota, Fungi, Ascomycota, Dothideomycetes, Pleosporales, Pleosporaceae.
AUGAUGCACUACGUUUUCACUCUCUUACCGAUGCUUGCGGCUAUGGGAGCUUCCUCCCCUCUUGUUCCUCGUCAAGAGGACUGGGACGGGACUCAAACCGGUGGCAUCUUUUGCGAAAAAAGACUGAUGCCCAACUGGGGUGACUGUCGCAAUAUCAUGAAUGGCAACGCCUAUUUCGGCGAGGGCAGCAACCCGGAUAUGAGUGUCUGUGUCAUCCCAAGAGAAUGCCGUAUCUGGACACAGGGAAACUGCCGUAUCUCAUUCUGCAACAAUGAGAAUUACGAAGUCUGUGAUUCUGCUUCCAGCUGGGGAUCCAGGGCCCGAGCCAUUGAAGACGGCUGCGACGAGUCCACGGGCGGUUACCAGUCGCCAGCUCCACCCGCAGAUUGGACUGAGGUCGCCAUUAGGCUGAACACAAAUUGGCGCCUCAUGUCUACAGCCACAGCAACCAGCUACAAAGAGAUCACUGUCGAAGAGAACAAGGCUGAGCUUCAAACUCUGAUGGCGGAGAUCGAUAGCCCCGCCGCGGUGUCUGAAGCCAACGGAUUGAAGAACCGGCAAGCGGACAGGUUCUCAGACGUCAUCACGUCCUACAACGUAUACAAGCCAGGAAGCGCGGUCUUCGUAGCCCAAGUCCCCGGAGGUGGCUCAUACACCGUCUCCGAGUCGAAGACACAGACGUUUUCCAUCUCGGCAAGUGCUAGCCUAGGUGCAAGUGCAUGGGAUGCAGUCAGCGCCGAGAUUGGCGUUUCUGCUGGCUAUUCGACAUCCCAGACCAGCAGCACCUCUGUUACUAUCAACAUUGACUGCGGCGGUAGAACCGGUCAGGUCUACUGGCGCCCCUUCUUCGACCAGUAUGAAGGUACUCUCGAGUCAGACGGACGUCGGGUUACUAUUUGGGUUCCUAAGGACACGGAGGCUUCGCGCAUGAACUUCGACUACCAGUGCACUGGUUAA